UGCACUUUUCCGUCAGUCGGUUGUCAACAUUCAGUUCGAUCAGACUCAUUAGGUUAAUUUUAGUUAACAAAGAUAUUAGUUUUAUUUUACAAAAGUACAACAAACAAAAUUAAUUAUAAUGACAACAUUUAAGCAAGUUCCUCUUACAUGUGGUGGCCAUACUAGACCAGUGGUGCAUUUGGACUUUAGUGACGUUACCAAGGAUGGGUAUUACCUGAUUUCUGCCUGCAAAGAUGGCAAGCCCAUGUUGCGGCAAGGUGAGACGGGCGACUGGAUUGGCACCUUCGAGGGCCACAAAGGAGCUGUUUGGGGCGUAGCUCUAACUCAAAACGCUAACUUGGCGGCCAGCGGCGCUGCUGACUUCUCAGCGAAACUCUGGGACGCGCGUUACGGCGAAGUAGUUCAUACGUUUGACCACGACCACAUAGUGAAGAGCGUGAAUUUUAAUGCAGACGACUCACUGCUUCUCACUGCGAGCAACGAAAAACUCAUCCGAGUGUUCGAUCUUAACAAGCCUGAGGCUGGCCCCGUGGAAAAAUUCAGCGCCCACACCAGCAGUAUCCGCCACGCCGUGUUCCUCCACAACUCUCGGAUCGUCAGCGUCAGCGACGACCUCACUAUGCGCGUGUGGGACAGGACGUCUGGCCAGGAGGUGAACAAAAUCGAGUUUACUUCAAUUCCGAAUAGUUUAGAACUCUCAAGGGAUGGCGCUAUUUUAACAGUAGCACACGGUACUAACGUGUCAUUCUACUCAACGGACACGAUGCGCAAGAUGCGCGAAGUGGCCGUCCCGACCAAGUGCUACUCUGCGUCCUUGGCCCCCUCGCGGGCCACCUUCGUGUGCGGCGGCGAGGACCUCAAAGUCUACAAGUUCGACUACAACACGGGCACUGAAUUAGAGUGUAACAAAGGACAUUUCGGUCCCGUGCACUGCGUGCGGUGGUCGCCGGACGGCGAGCUGUACGCCACGGGCUCCGAGGACGGCACCGUGCGACUGUGGCAGGGCGUGCCCGGGCGCGUGUACGGGCUGUGGCGGCGCAGCAACGAGACGGCGCCCAUCACCAACGGCUUCAAGGAGGUCGCCGCCAACUGACACACGGACACAUGUCUGCAGGAUUUUGAGAGGCAGUGAGAGAGCAAACAAAAUUGUGCCUGGUGUUAUCGCUCGGCGUUGUCACAGGCAAGCGUUACAGUUACGUUUCGAGGGGGCUGGCUUCAGGGUCCGUUGCACCAAACCGCCUGUCUCCGUUAAAACGUUCGUCAAAUAUACGUACGGAAAUUUCGGGAACUUGUGGCGUUGAUCAGUCCCUCAAUCGUGGUUUGUGCAACUAACCCUUAGCCCGAAUCAAGACUAUAUUUACAAAAUAUCAGACUUUUUGUGUUGUCCCUUUUUUCAACACUUUUUUUUUUUAUAUACUCAAACGCAAUGUAUUUAUUGUAAAAAGAAGGAAACUAAAUAGACUUGAUAUGCAACAAAAUGAAGUGAUGUACAUAAUAAGCUUUUAUAUUUGCGUUUAGAAAUGAUAGUUUAAUAAAACAACAUUUUUAAACAAAAUAUUCGUUUACUUGUUUUGUCACUAGAUGAGAUUUGUGUUCCUAUAGCUAUUUAUAACUAUUUUACACCUUGAUUUCGGCCAAUGUUUUUUUACAAUAAUUUAUACAAGUACAUUUAUGGCCUGUGCAUAUCGGAUGCGUGUGCGUAGACGUGCAUGUGCGCGUUGUAUUAUACAGCUUCUUAUGAGAGACGGCACACCGAUUACGUGACGUGUGCGUGUACGGCUCCAAAGUUUUAACGCACGCACACGCAGCCGGUGUGAACAGGCCUUUGGGCAGUGACAAAUGUUGAAAACUGUUUUAAUAACUUAUACAACUAGAACAGCACAUAUCGGUAAAUUAAACAAGUUUAAGGUAACUAUUGGUUUUUAUACUCGGUUACUGACGACUGCAAGUUUCCAAAAUUGCAAAAUUUCCACAUGGAAAAAUUUCGGGAACCUCGUAUUUUUGUAUGGGUAUCGAAAUUUUCCAUAUCCAAAAUGAAACUUUCUCUGGAAGUUCCGAGAAAUUUUAUAACUUUUUGGGAACUUGCACAACUGACUCAUUUCACGAACGUUGGCAUGAAUGGAAUGCACGAAACUUUCAUUAAAUGAGUGACAUCUAUAUCGGUAUACAGUCAGACCCGCCAUUUUAUUGGUUAAUGAAUUGAUACACAUAGAUAUUUUCAUUCAGUCAUUCAUUCCGUUCGUUCCAGCUCUUGUGAAUCUGUACCACUUGGUAACAUUUAACAUUAAGUGCAUGUCAAUUUGUAUUUUCAGAACAACUGGGUGUAUUUAUUAUGUCAAUACUUAACCUAAUUUUGUUUUCGCCACAUCAAAAUUAAAGCUAACGAUGGCCGUAAAUGCUUAAUUAUAAUUAAAAAGAAAUUUAAUUCGAAAGAGUAUAAAACAUUGACAUAUUUAAUGACAGCCCUUAUGGGCACUAAGAAUAGUGCUAGUUCAGUGGUGUCACUCUUCGAGCCAAUCGGGCAGUCUAACGAAACUAGUUCCGACCAAUCGCGCGCGUGAUGCGAACUCAUCAACCAAUCGCGUUACGGCGUUAGACUGCACGAUUGUCUCGAAUUCGUGUGCGUGACACCGCUGUACUGGCCCCAUUCUUUGCCCAUAAGGCCCGUCCUUAGAUGUAUGUCAAUGGUAUAAAAUUAUAAAAAUGUAAUUUGGUACUUGAUGAAACAAAUUGUUAAAGCCACAUUAUUGCAUUGCAACGAAGUGUCUUAAACAAUGUACAGAUCUUAACAAUACCCUAAAUUAGACUAAUAAAUAGCAACUAUUUAUUAUACAUAUUAAACUACCUAAUUAUUUGUUGUAAUAAACUUAAACAAGGAGUAUAUAAUUCUGCAAGUCUACAAUACACAAGGGAAGGAAUAGA
Cydia pomonella (codling moth) is the source of this 2922-nucleotide messenger RNA. RefSeq names its product serine-threonine kinase receptor-associated protein (gene wmd). The coding region runs from base 119 to 1093 and encodes 324 amino acids. NCBI's taxonomy places the organism in Eukaryota, Metazoa, Arthropoda, Insecta, Lepidoptera, Tortricidae. Gene Ontology annotation, biological process: spliceosomal snRNP assembly. Gene Ontology annotation, molecular function: RNA binding; protein binding. Gene Ontology annotation, cellular component: SMN complex. The transcript is spliced from 9 exons. The record is from RefSeq and is a predicted model, not a curated record.